GUUGGAAUAUUCUGCUUGUUCCACUUUUACCAACACAAUUUCGUGAAGAUACUCAUUCGGAGCCGUUGCAGAACACCACUUGGACGCUCGACGCUUCGGUAAAUCCAGUAGUUAAGUAUUUGUGCUGGAUUAAUUCAAUAGCAACGCAUUAUUGUGCUUAAUUUUUUCCCCAUUAAAUUAGCUUUAUUCGCUCCUCAAUUCUCCGAGAUUUUUACGAGUUUGCAAUAUCUUCUUACUAGUUUCAAUAACUGGUUUGGAAGCUUAACGAAGAAAAGGUGGAGAAGGAACUCAUUAUUAGAGAAGACUCAGUUGUUUUGGGGCUGAUUUGUUGGAAUAUAGUUUGGUUAUUUUGCUGUUGCAUUAGCCUUAUGGAUUGAGGUUAUGUUAAUCCAGAGUUAUUUUCUCAUAGUAGUAUUGCAUUAGAAUGUCGGAUAAUUCAACUCCUGUGAACCAGGACGCCUCCUCUGGUAAUGGUAAUAAAGAUGGGUUGAUGUCAGAAAGGUCAGCUUCAAUGUCAAAGGAAAAUAGCGUAAACUCCACUAAGAGCAACGAUGAAGGCAAUGACAAUUCCAAAAAAACGUCCAAACCAAGAAAAAGGAAGAAGGUCGAGAUGGCCUGUAUUUACUGUCGUCGGUCUCAUAUGAUUUGUGAUGUUGCUAGACCCUGUUCAAGAUGCGUGAAAAGAGGUAUUGGUCAUUUAUGUCAUGAUGAACCCUCUAAUGCAAGACAAAGGAAAAAGGCGAAUCUAUUACAACCGAAGAAUACUGACACUACUCCCAACCUGAAUAAUUUGCCCGCAAGUCAACCAAUUGCCCCAAUGCCGAAUCAAAAUCCAUCUUUCUUGCCAACCCCGGAGAAUCAAGGAAUCAUAAACCAAACCCCUAUACCAUCUUCAAAUCAGAUCGCUCCUCAACAACAACCUCAACAACAACCUCAACAACAACCUCAACAGCAACCCCAACAGCAACAAAGCAAAUCUUUACUUUCAAAUUCUGUGCUUUCGCGCACCUUACCUUAUAAUCAAGAACCUUUCUUCUAUUCUGAACAUGCUGGUAGUGAAUUUAGUUCUUUGAAUGAUUUCCUAUCCAUGAUUGAUGAUCCGGACUUGGUCAACGGGACCUUGAAUGAUGAUAAUACAAAUAAUAACACCAACAAUGAUUCAAUGUUAAACUUUGAAAAUUUAAAUAAUGAAAAUUCAAAUAAUAAUUCAAAUAGUCUAUCGAAUAUCUUAUCAUUUUCUCCAAAUACAAAUAUGUUUUCCUCUACUUUCCCAAAUAAUGAUAAUUAUCCACAACAAAAUCAGCAGUCUCUCCCACAACAACCAACUCCUUCGCAAACACAAUCACAACAAUUCCAACCACAACAACAAUACCAACCUUCCGUAUCGAGUCAACUUCAAAAACCAGUCAUCAUCUCAAAUCAUCACUUUUCUAAUCAAGCCCAAUCAGCGGCUGAUGCAAAUAACAAUAAUACGAAUAAAUCAACCCAUCAACCUGUGAUAUCUGAUUCUGCUAGAGAUAAGUUCUUCUUGACGGCGGCAGAUCCUACUACCGAAAUAUCUCCAGAAGAAAGAUUGAAACAGGUUAUUAAAGCAAAAUUAGAAGCUGGUUUAUUACAACCCUAUAACUAUGCUAAAGGUUAUGCUAGACUACAAAGUUAUAUGGAUAAUUAUAUGAAUCUUUCAUCAAGGCAACGGAUUUUGAAACCUUUAUCGAUUUUCAGACCUGCAUUUAGAGCCAUUGCUAGAACCUUGAAAGAUGUUGAUUUGGUAUUGGUUGAAGAAAGCUUUGAAAGAAUGUUACUUGAUUACGAUCGUGUUUUCACUUCAAUGGCAAUCCCUGCUUGUUUAUGGAGAAGAACCGGUGAAAUUUAUCGUGGUAAUAAAGAAUUUGCCUCUUUAGUUGGUGUAAUGACAGAUGACUUAAAAGAUGGUAAACUAGCAAUAUAUGAAUUAAUGAGUGAAGAAAGUGCGGUCAAUUUUUGGGAAAAGUAUGGUGCUAUUGCAUUCGAUAAAGGUCAGAAAGCGGUUUUAACUAGUUGCAAUUUAAGAACCAAAGAUGGUUUAAAACGUAAAAGUUGUUGUUUCAGUUUCACAAUUAGGAGAGAUCGUUAUAAUAUUCCAAGUUGUAUAGUUGGUAAUUUCAUUCCAAUCGAUCCCUAAUUGUUAGAGCUUAAAAGAUUUGAAUUUUUCUAUUUUGUUCUUUUCUAUCUUGCAUCCAAG
This is a messenger RNA of Hyphopichia burtonii NRRL Y-1933, 2221 nucleotides long. RefSeq names its product Cwt1p (gene CWT1). The record is from RefSeq and is a predicted model, not a curated record. Bases 425 to 2161 code for a protein of 578 amino acids. Lineage: Eukaryota; Fungi; Ascomycota; Pichiomycetes; Serinales; Debaryomycetaceae. The transcript has a single exon. Gene Ontology annotation, molecular function: DNA-binding transcription factor activity, RNA polymerase II-specific; RNA polymerase II transcription regulatory region sequence-specific DNA binding; zinc ion binding. Gene Ontology annotation, biological process: regulation of DNA-templated transcription. Gene Ontology annotation, cellular component: nucleus.